Messenger RNA from Cyprinus carpio (common carp), 3069 nucleotides. RefSeq names its product G protein-coupled estrogen receptor 1. Gene Ontology annotation, biological process: cellular response to estradiol stimulus; G protein-coupled receptor signaling pathway. Gene Ontology annotation, molecular function: nuclear estrogen receptor activity; G protein-coupled receptor activity. The record is from RefSeq and is a predicted model, not a curated record. Lineage: Eukaryota; Metazoa; Chordata; Actinopteri; Cypriniformes; Cyprinidae. Gene Ontology annotation, cellular component: membrane.
CCACAAAGAAAGGAAGCUGUAGUGAUAUUCUGGUCUGAACCUUCUCCCUGACAGCAGCCAGUUGUCUUAUAACAGUAGGUGGCACAGACAGUGGAUCUUGUCCUGGUAAAGGAAUUACAAAUCUGUGGCAACUACACUGACUGCAUCACAAGCCCUUGUGAAUAAAGUGUAACAGUGGUGCUGUCAUUCGUGGACUAAAAAAAAAAAUCAUGCUUAUGGACUGGAGGAGACCAGACUGUACUGGAUUGAAUGCAUGUGAAGAGCAAAGUGUGCAGAAGAAAAAAAGGAAGCUCAGUCCCUAAGGAAAGACUCUUGGUGUUGGUGCCAUGGAUCACACAAGCCCAGGCAGCCUCCACAGCUGAGAGACUGCCCUGAAAAUGGAGGUCUUCAACCCUGGCUGCAUCUCCAGAGGCGAAACUGUCUGGGUGGAAUCUAUCAAACCUUGAGCGUCCACUUGUAAACAACUGGUUGCCGUCAAAAUGCGAAUGGAGGCUUAGCGAAGGAUGCUCUUAAGGUGAACUGGGCACUGACACAAAUGAAGUAUGUAGUACCAUUCACAGCAUCUGAAACAGAGACUUGGCCAGUAUGGAAGAGCAGACUACCACUGUGAUUCAGAUUUAUGUAAAUGGAACUGAGCAGUUCAGUGCUUCGUAUGACCUCAACCUAACCGAUGUGAAAGAAAGCAUAGACACCUAUGAGUUUUACAUCAUCGGCCUGUUUCUGUCCUGCCUGUACACCAUAUUCCUGUUCCCCAUUGGCUUCAUUGGGAACAUCCUCAUUUUGGUGGUCAACCUCAACCACAGGGAGAAGAUGACAAUCCCCGAUCUGUACUUCGUCAACCUGGCCGUGGCGGACCUUAUUCUGGUGGCAGACUCGCUCAUCGAGGUGUUCAAUCUCAAUGAGAAGUACUACGACUACGCCGUCCUCUGUACCUUCAUGUCACUGUUCCUCCAGGUGAACAUGUACAGCAGCAUCUUCUUCCUAACAUGGAUGAGUUUCGACCGAUACAUUGCUCUGGCUAGCUCUAUGAGCAGCAGUCCACUACGAACCAUGGAGCACGCUAAACUCAGCUGCAGCCUCAUCUGGAUGGCCUCCAUCCUGGCGACACUGCUUCCUUUCACCAUCGUGCAGACCCAACACACCGGCGAGGUGCACUUCUGCUUCGCCAACGUCUUUGAGAUCCAGUGGCUCGAGGUGACGAUCGGAUUUCUUGUGCCCUUCUCCAUCAUCGGCAUGUGCUACUCCCUGAUUGUCCGCAUCCUCAUGCGGGCCCAGAAGCACAGAGGACUGUGGCCACGCCGGCAGAAGGCCCUGCGCAUGAUUGUGGUGGUGGUGCUGGUUUUCUUUAUUUGCUGGCUGCCUGAGAAUGUUUUCAUUAGCAUCCAAUUGCUCCAAGGCUCAGCAGACCCGUCGAAACGCAGCGACACCACAUUAUGGCACGACUACCCCUUGACUGGACACAUCGUCAACCUGGCUGCGUUCUCCAACAGCUGCUUAAACCCGAUCAUUUACAGCUUCCUCGGGGAGACUUUCAGAGACAAGCUGCGGCUCUUCAUCAAGCGGAAAGCCAGCUGGUCCGUGGUCUACCGCUUCUGUAAUCACACCCUGGAUUUGCGCAUCCCUGUCAGGAGCGAGUCCGAAGUGUAGCACAGGUGUGGCAACCUGCAGUUCCUGAAGUUGUCUCGCUUCCAGAACUUGAUCAUGAAUUGACAGAGAGAGAUCCUUGGGUUAGCUUAAUACCAUGAACACUGCCUGAUUUUUAUUGUUGGCUGAGCAAAACAAGGAUUAUUUAAGGUGAAUCACCUGUCAUGAAGUGGAUUAUAAAACAUGGAUGUAGAGCUUGGCCUUAGGCUGCCUUUUACAGAUAACUGAAAUAAUAGGAUAGCAUGUCUCGAUGAAGACUUUUAUAGGAUGAUAUUCUCUGAGUCCAUUUUAAGGGAACAAAAUAAAGUCAUGGAAGCACCUGCGACACAUUUCCAAUCCAAGUCAUUGCUAUAUAUUCUCCAGUUUAUAAAUUAAUGUUAUUGAAACUUGAUCUGUUCUGUUUCAAGACUGAAUACAUGCAUAUGCUGUAGGAUUUUUCAUUGCAAACAUCUUCACAGAGAGGGGAUGCUUGCAAAACGUGAGAAUCCCCUGUUGAAAAGAACUGAAUCUGAACUGAACUGAUAACAGCUCAUAACCAGCUCCCAUGCCUCAAAACAUACCUAACCAGCAUAUGCUGUUUUUUCACUGUAAAUUCAGUUCAAUGCAAACAUAUUUGGUGGAUUACUGCUCAUUUGGACAAGUGUUAGCGACACUAAACCCAGGUGUUGGCUCCUGUUUCCUUGAAGCCGGAGUCAGUGGGCAGGUGGUGUGCAGACAGCAUAGCAAGACAUAAACACAUUAUUCAAGACUUCAGAAGUGGGGCAUCCAGCGCUGCUGUUUACUUGAUCCUAGUACUCUUGAACUCUUUAUUUGUUGCAUUCCCAUUCCUCUCGCUUUCUCAUGAGUGCACUCUACCAGCAAAAACAAGGACUCCAAGAAAUUCCAAAAAUGUCUAAUUCGUUUAGAGACCGUAUGGAUAUUAAUAUAGAUACACAAUAAGACUUGAAAUUUUUGUUUCACUGUGCAAAAUGUGUCAGGAUGAUUUAAGUAUUAUUUGAACGUACGCUAUUUUCAUAUACAGAUAUUACAAAUGGUUACGACAUUAUAACAAGAGCAUCUUGAUAACAGGAAGCUGAUAAUCUCCCCUAGAGAGAGCCCUCUCAUGCCCAGGGCUAAAACAAUAUAUGACUCAAAUUAUUCAUAAACACAGUGGCAGUCUGAGGGCUUUUUCCCAAGUAAAACAGAACAAAGACAAACAAAUAAAAAGAAAAUGAGGAAUUCAAAUAAAUAAAUAAUAAUCUCAAAGUUGUGUCUUGGGAUUUUUUUCUUGUUGAGCAGUAGUACAUACAAAAUUAUCAAUAUAAGGAUUUGGGUUAAGCAUGAUGUAAUACAUUUGAGCUUGAAAAAGAAAUGAAUUAAUAAAUAGCCCCAUUUUAACAAUAAAAUAUAAAAUGGUUGUCAAUUUUGUAAUAAGACCACUAGGUC